Molecule: messenger RNA, 342 nt
Organism: Aphanomyces astaci
Lineage: Eukaryota; Oomycota; Saprolegniomycetes; Saprolegniales; Verrucalvaceae
Exons: 2
Coding region: 1-342 (113 amino acids)
Source: RefSeq, a predicted model, not a curated record
AUGGUCCUUGCCAACGACCAUGUUGUCGAGAGCCGCAAGAACUUGUACGCUGUUGACGUACUGACUGCCAUGAAGCGGUCAUUGGACGGACGCCUGGGAAAACGUCACGACAACGACGAUUCGGAACUGUUCCUAGACUCGGCGUCCAAGCGACGGUGCUCCUCCACAAGGAUUAAAAAGCGGUUUUGUGUCUUGCGCACAUCGAGGGAGCGGGUAAAGCUGUCGCAACUCAUCAAAGUUCCGGCCAAGGUGCUUCCAUGGAGCAAGGUUGACGACCAAAUCGCCAGCGAAGAUGCGACGACCAAGGUUUCUGUCAACCAGGUGAAGUAUGAACUAAUCUGA